This is a messenger RNA of Acomys russatus (golden spiny mouse), 1676 nucleotides long. It is a transcript of the gene Fam53c, whose product is annotated as family with sequence similarity 53 member C. Bases 6 to 1184 code for a protein of 392 amino acids. The transcript has 4 exons. Gene Ontology annotation, cellular component: nucleus. Lineage: Eukaryota; Metazoa; Chordata; Mammalia; Rodentia; Muridae. Gene Ontology annotation, biological process: protein import into nucleus. The record is from RefSeq and is a predicted model, not a curated record.
GAAACAUGAUCACCCUGAUCACGGAGCAGCUGCAGAAGCAGAGUCUGGACGAGCUGCAGUGCACGCGCUUCAGCGUCAGUCUGCCUUUGCCUGAUCAUGCAGACAUAUCCAACUGUGGGAACCCUUUCCAGCUUGUGUCUGAAGGUGCUUCCUGGAGGGGCCUGCCCCACUGUUCCUGUGCUGAGUUCCAGGACAGCCUCAACUUCAGCUACCAUCCCUCAGGCCUAAGCCUGCACCUCAGACCACCCAGUCGGGGAAACUCCCCACAGGAGCAGCCCCUUUCCCAAGUACUGAGCCCUGAACCCCCAGACCCAGAGAAGCUUCCUGUGCCCCCGGCCCCUCCAUCCAAGAGGCACUGCCGCUCACUCUCGGUGCCUGUGGACCUGUCUCGCUGGCAGCCAGUGUGGCGGCCCGCCCCCUCCAAGCUGUGGACUCCCAUCAAGCACCGGGGCAAUGCUGGAGGGGGUGGGCCGCAGGUGCCUCACCAGAGUCCCCCAAAGCGGGUCUCCAGCCUCAGGUUCCUCCAAGCUCCCAGUGCCUCUUCUCAAUGUGCCCCAGCCCACAGACCCUACAGCCCUCCUUUCUUCAGCCUGGCCCUGGCCCAGGAUUCCUCUCAACCCUGUGCCACCUCCCCUCAGAGUGGUUCUUGGGAGAGUGAUGCUGAGUCCCUGUCACCCCGCCCACCACAGCGCCGCUUCUCCCUGUCACCCAGCCUGGGCCCACAGGCAAGCCGCUUCCUGCCCUCUGCCCGGAGCUCCCCUGCAUCUUCCCCAGAACUGCCCUGGAGACCCCGGGGUCUCCGAAACCUUCCCCGAAGCCGCUCUCAGCCUUGUGAUCUGGACGCCCGCAAAACUGGGGUCAAGCGGCGUCAUGAAGAGGACUCCCGGCGCCUGCGGCCUUCCUUGGACUUUGACAAGAUGAAUCAGAAACCGUACUCAGGAGGUCUCUGUCUCCAAGAAACAGCUGGAGAAAGCAACAGCAUCUCCCCACCGUGGUUCAUGGCCUGCAGCCCUGCGCCUCUCUCUGCUUCCUGCAGUCCUGUUGAGGGUUCAUCCCAGGUGCUGAGUGAAAGCGAAGAGGAGGAGGAAGGCUCCGUGCGGUGGGGACGGCAGGCACUGAGCAAGCGGACAUUGUGUCAGCAGGACUUUGGGGACCUGGACCUGAAUCUGAUUGAGGAAAACUAAAACUGAGAGGCCGCUUCCAGGGCCCACAGACUGACUGUCUAAUGGCUACUAACAAGUGUGAAGGCCCCAAGGCUGAGGGCCCAGCCUGGGAAAGGGGGUGAGUGGAGGGCUCCGACUCAGGGCAGCCGAAGUCUUCUCGCUCCAGCAAGCUCGACCAUGCCAAGAGACUGGCCGGGACAAGAUAAACGGAGCUGGUGGCGGGAGGGACAGCCCCAGAGCAGAGCCUCCCCAUGGCGGCCCUGAGUGUGAGUAUCCUUGCCACUGAGAGAGCAGUGGGCAGGGAAGGAAGGGGUCUGCUGACCCCAGCUCGGGGAAUUUCACUAGCCCCUUUGCUUCAAAGGGCACUUGUGUCUUAGAAUUUGGCCAGGGUGGGGGGGUUCAGUCAGCCUCCUCGGAGAAAUUGUGUGAGUGCGUGUGUGUGCAUGGGCGUACACUUGAGGAAAGGCGUGUUUGUAUAGCCUUAGGGAAGGAAGGCAGUUGCUCCUUUAACAG